AUGCCGAAAGAGAAAAAAACAAACAAAUACGUACAAAAGUACGUGAAGAGUUGGGAAAAAGAUCCAGCUUGCGUUGGGUGGCUGCAGCCAAUUGUUGGCGACGAAACAAAAGCUUUCUGCUCGCAUUGUAAGGUCACUUUAGUCGCACACAAGAAGAGUUUGCAGGAACAUGCCACAUCGAAGAAACACCUGCAGUCUGCCAACAAGGAACGUGAGAUUGUCAAUUUACCAAAAAUUGAUCGAUUCGCAAAAGUGACUCUCACAGAGAAACGAAAAAUUGCCGAGCUCAAAAUCGCGACGUACGUGGCGGAGCAUUGUUCGAUAAAAAGCGUCGAUCAUCUGUCGAUGGUGAUUAAAGGUCUCGACGAAGACUCGACAGUUUUGCAGGACAUUAAGCUUCACCGCACCAAGUGCUCAGCUUUGGUAAAAAACAUUCUGUCGCCAUGCAUUUUGCAAGAGCUACUCGAAGACGUUUGCGACAGUCACUUUUCGCUUAUUAUUGACGAAUCGACGACAGUGGAUACCAAAAAGGUUCUCUGUAUUAUGAUCCGGUAUUUCAGCAAAACAAAAAAAAAAAUCGUAACAACGUUUUAUAGAUUAAUUGAGAUGGAAGCCGGAACAUCGGAUGCUAUUUCACACGCAGUGCUGAAUCAAUUAAAGAUCGAUGGCCUUCAGCCAACAAAGUUAAUCGGUCUUGGAGUCGACGGUGCAAGCGUAAAUGUCGGAAGACACCAUUCGGUGUCAACGUUAUUACGCGAGGCUGUUGAAACAAUAUUGGAGCAAUGGGAUACGUUGAAACUUCAUUUCCAAAUCACUGAAAGUAACGACGAGCGCUGUUAUAUAGCGUCUCAAUUGCACGCAAUGUACGCCACACCCGAAAACAAGCUAUUUCUAACAUUUCUCGCCAAUAGCCUGAAAGGUGUUGUAGGACUGAAUAAGUUGUUUCAGUCUCAGAACGUUGAUCCCGUCAAACCUUUCGAAGACCUUAACAAUCUGAUGUACAGUCACCUGCAAACCAUCGUUGUACCAUCUCAACUUCAGAAAGUAUCGCGCUAUGAACUCGGGACCUUUGAUUUUCUUCAACACUUAGGCCCCUUGCGCACUAGCGUCAUGAACUUCGACACAGAGAAAUUCAUUGUUGAAAUUCAACAACGAGAAUCAAUUUGGAAUUGUCAAGGAGCAAUAUAUAGGAAUAGAGAUUUAAAACGGAAACAAUGGGAAGAAUUAGUAGACAUUUUUGGAAAAGAUGAGAUGACAACAGAGGAAAAAAGAAGUCUUGGAAAUGAAUUACAAAAAAAAUGGAAAAACAUCAGGGAUAAUUUUGUGAAAGCUCUAAAGGACAAUGUUAGCAGGAGUGGGUCAGCAGCUAAGAAAAAGACUCAAUACAUAUUUUACAAUAAUUUAAUGUUUUUGAAAGACACAGUAUCAAUAAAUAAAACUGAUUCAAAUAUGCCAAGGCAAGAAAAUGAUGGAAAUGAAACAGAAAAUGUCACUGACCCAGUCAUACCACCACCGCCAAAACGAAAUAAAAAGAAAAAAAAAGAAGAUGAUAUAGGAGUUGAAUUGAUUAACGUCUUAAAUAAGAAUGUCGAGUUCAGAAAGGCCGAAGAAGAUGAAGAUAGACUGUUCUUUUUGUCGUUGGUUAGUGAAAUAAAAAAAGUGCCUGAACAUAUACGCCUACGUACAAAAGCUAAAAUAAUGCAAGUCAUUACUGAAGCCCAAACGUCUGGAUACAACUCUACUUGGGAUUACGUGCGACCAUUUACCUACAACCAAGGGCCACAUCAAGGAUAUCAGACACCAUCAUUUGCUAGAAAUUAUAUCCCACCACCACCACCACCGCCCUCAGUUUCACCUACACAUCGUGGAACAUGGAAUGAAGGAGAAUCUGUAACUUCUCCUGAAUCAACAUAUUCACAGAAUACACAUAUGUCUCAUGAAUCUGAUUAUUUAGAUCUUUUUAAUGAUAAUAAUUCUCAGUAAUAGUUAUAGUUUCCUACUUUUAUUGUUCUUUGUGGUUAUGAAUACACAUUGCGAUUCAAAUUAAAACAUAAUAGCUAGCAAAAACAUUUUUUAUUUAAAAUACAUACCUUAACGUUAUAACUAAUUUCUCUUCGGGUUGGAUACAGUCACGAAAUUUAGUAUCUUGUCCUUUGAUGGUGACAUAUAAAACUGUUAGUAAUUCUUCAAAUGACGAAACACUCAUUCUAACAUAGCCAAAGAAUUUAUCUUGGUGCUUCUUCAGUUCUUGAAAACAACUUGCGAACUGGCCAAAUUCAUUACGUGUUUCUAGUAAAGGAUGAAUCCAGUAUCUUUUUUUAUUUUUCUUUCGUUGUUUUCGGGAAUAAUAAUAAAUAACACAAGCUAUCUCGACGGCGUCCAUUUUGUUUAUGAGGUACGCGGGCCGCUCUGGUCCAACCGCUUAACGCGUUAUCAUCGCGGUUUUUUCGCGAUUGGCCGCCAUAGCGGUCAGCCGCGAUGAAACCGCGUUAAGCGGUUGGACCGCUCAAACGAACCGCCUAGGCGGUCAAUCGCUAGUGCGUAUAAGCCCUUAAUGAGCUUGCAAUGUGUAAAUUUCGGAUACGAUUUCAACAGUCUUGCUUCGAGCAUCAAGCCUGAAACGCUGGUCAAUAUUAAAGAAAGAUGCAGGAAUUUUUUAAUCACAUUGUGCCAACAAUUGCAAAAAAGAUUGCCCGAGAAUAUAAAAAUUCUCGAAAAACUGUCGACUUUUUCGCCGAACGUAGCUUCAUCUCAAGUUAAAGUCGAUAUCACUGAGAUAGCAACCAAGCUUAAAGCCAGUGUGUGCACUGACAUCGACAGUACUGUGAAGGAAUGGAAUCUUCUUCACACUGCCAAAGUUUUGAACCUCCAAAAUACCGAAGAUUAUUGGGCCGAGAUUUUCGACAUUAAAAAUGCUGGCGGACAAAAACGGUUCGGUAAUAUUGCGCAGCUCGUACUUGCUCUGUUGUGCUUACCGUUUUCGAACGCUUCGGUCGAACGAGCUUUUUCAAUAUUAAAUAUUGUUAAAGACAAACUGCGCAACAGAAUGUCAAUUGCAAUGGUAGAGGCAAUAAUGCACGUCCGACUCACGCUUGGAGUCGAUUGCCGCGAUUUCAAGCCUACGGUCAGUGCCGUAACUAAGGCGGUGCCAGCAGUGCCCAGGCACAGGGCGCAGACCCUGGAGGGGCGCAGAAAUGACCAGACUAGUAUCUACUUUUAUCUCAUGCAUGGUAGCUAGUAGGUACAUUUUGUUUUAUUGCGAACAUGGUGUAGACGCGCCCUACUGUACUAUCUAUAGUUAUAUUUAAAUCGCAUUUUCAAGCGAUCUUGAAACAACAACACAUGUAAAGGUGGAUUAUCGGUUUUAUACAUUUAGUAUGGUAACGUUCACACUACUGCUUAACGUGUUGUGAUGGUUUAUGUAUGGAACCGAUACAGUUCUGACGCGUCAGUCGUCACGUCACGAUACAUCAGACAAAUGUAUAUCCACCUUAAGUCUUGCUGGCAAUAUGACAUACAUAAACAAAAGUACCUACAUAAACCGUUAUUUUCAAUGAUAUCUCACAACAAAAAAAUCUCCAAUAAAAAAUAUUUUUAUUUUUUAUAAAAAUAAAACAAAAAGUAAAACACAUGACAGAGCUAAACUAAAAAUUACUAAAUAGUUACUAUGUAAACUUGUCCUUUUAAGAACGCAUCCAAUAUUCAUUAAUAUCUGAACGCAUCGAUCAUGCCGCGCCGCGCCGCCGUCCCAAUGUUCGGGGAUUCCCCGAUACAUCGCUAAUACGCAUUCAAUUGGCCGACCGGAGGUUAUAGUUAUUGAUUGUUUUGUCAACUAUUGUCAUUAUUCGUAUAAAAUGACAUUAAUUUAAAGUAAAAUUGUGUGUGAGAGUGAAUAAGGUUAUUGUUGAUUUGUUGUUCGUUGAUAAACUCGUUUGGGUAAGUUAGAAAAUUGUAUUUAAAGAUUUAAGGUCCAUCAGGCAAAGUGAAGUCAAGUACUAAUGAGGAAUUUUCAGAUAGAAAAUUAAAAAAAGAGAAUAUAAGAUCUUAUAGAGAUGGUGCCCUAUGCGUGUGGUAUGUCAAAAAUAAAGAUUUAUUGAUUGAACGACAUAUAAAUAUUACUUUUUCGGCUUUUACGUAAAGAAAGCGUAUAUUUGCUUUUGACAUACAUGUCACCUUUUGAUCAAUCCUUGAACGAUAGUUUUUAUUUUUUAAUUUGCUGUCUGAAAAUCCCUCAAUAAUAAACAAUAAAAAAAAAUAACGAAAAAAUGGCUAGUAAGAUAGCCGAAACACGAAGUUUUCCGAACUACAUAUACAGGAUGUAAGUGACAGCGUUGCGAAAACUUUAACCAUAGCUUCAGACCAUCAUCCUAAAUAUCGUACAGCAAGAACGUUUGUCGGAAAUAAAAAAAAAAAAAUUGACUUCUCGUACAAAAUCAGCGACCAAUUUGAAUAUUUUGUAUGAGAGGUCGGUUCUUGCUGUAGGUUGUUAAGGAUGACGGUCUAAAGCCUUGGUUAUAGUUUUCACUAGGGUGUCACUUACACCCUGUAUUAUAUACUUAUCAGACUAGGCGUGAUUCGCGAUUCUUUUUUCAGAAAUAUUACCUGUCGGUUACCGUAAGCUAAGGACUCACGCUAUAACAAACAACAUGUCACAAAAACGUCCAUCUGGUUCUGAAUUUCGUAAGAGAAAACGCGUUAGAGAGAUGGAAGCAAAAAAAAUGGAAAAUACCUUACGAAAGUGGACAGUCACACAACAAGAAAACAGUCAGGAAGAUGUGUCCAAUGAUGACGUUUUGGCCCUCACUGGUAUGUCUGGAACUAAAUCUGGAAACAAUUUAAAGAUAAUAUAUAAAGAAAAAGAAGACAACCCAGUCAACCCAUCCCAGCAAGACUUGACCUUACCCAUCACCUCCAGUCCAAGUUCUGAAAUUCAAAUUGAAAAAGCAGCUGCUACUGAUAAGAUCCAGUUAGACAUAAACGAUCCUGUUUCAUGGUUACCAUUAACUGAUCACAUUCGUUGUUUCCUUGUCGAGAAAGGUCCUGAUCAAGGAAAAGUAAGUCAAAAUAUUUCUUCAACUGAAGACGCAGGACGAAAAUUUAAUAUACAUUGGUUUACAAAAAAAAUGAGCAAUGGCGAGAUGGUACCCAGGUCUUGGUUGAUUUACAGUAAAAAAAGAGAUGCAAUAUUUUGUUUCCCAUGUAUACUUUUCGGUUCUUCCUCGACUAAGCAAAUAAUGCCGGCCCUGGCUGAUGCACAAAAAGGAUUUAAUGAUUGGCGUCAUUUAAGUCCACGUAUUCCUGAGCACGAAAACUCUACAUUUCAUAGAGAAAAUUGUAUUAAGUGGAAAAUGCUUGAACAGAAAAUAAAACGUAAGACCACAAUAGAUGCAUCCUUACAAAAGGCUAUUGAUCAAGAAACAAAUAAGUGGAGACAUAUUUUAAAAGUGUGUACCAACAUACUUUUGUUUUGCGCGGAAAAUAAUUUACCGCUCAGAGGCUCUCAUGAGCGUAUUGGAGAAUCAGGAUCUGGAGUUUUCUUAAGUGCCGUCGAUAUGAUUUCAAAAUUCGACCCUGAACUUAGAGCGCAUAUUGAAUCGCUUCAUAAAGGAAAUAUUUCAUAUUUUACGCCUUAUAUUCAAAACGAGCUUAUAGAUAUUCUUGCCUCUGAGGUCAAAAAACAAAUUUUAGACGAUGUUCGUGCGGCAAAAUACUUUUCCAUACUUUUUGAUUGUACGCCAGACGUAUCGCAUAAAGAACAGAUGUCACAAAUAUUGAGAUUCGUAAAAGUAUCCGAGCAGAAAGUUACAAUCGAAGAACGGUUCAUAGAUUUCAUCCAGUCUCAUGAAAAAACGGGCGAGGGAUUGUCGAAAGAGAUUUUAGAGAAAUUAGAAGUUGAUGGAUUGAAUAUUCAAGAUCUUCGUGGCCAAGGCUACGACAAUGGUAGUAAUAUGGCCGGUAAAUAUAACGGAGUCCAAGCCAAAAUAAAACAAAUUAAUGAAAAUGCUGAUUAUGUGCCGUGUGCAGCGCAUUCUUUGAAUUUAUCUGGCGUACACGCUGCUAGUGUCACACCUGACAUGAUCACAUUUUUUGGAUUAAUCCAGAAAAUAUUUGUGUUUUUUUCGAGUUCAACGGUCAGAUGGGAAACUUUAAUGAAAUACUUAAAUAUUUCUUUGAAAAAACACGCCGACACUAGAUGGGCCUCUAAAGCUAGGGCUGUCAAAGCUUUGAACUCGCAAAUACCCCAAAUCUGGUGUGUGCUAAAGAUUCAAACUACCAAUGAUUACAAUGCUGAAACAAUUUCUACAGCUAAAAGCAUAAUGGACCAAAUUAAUUAUAAAUUCAUAUGUACUCUCCAAAUUUGGGAUAAAAUUUUGGAAUCUGUUGACAAAGUGAAUGUAGCUCUACAGUCUAAAACUAUGACUAUCGACAAAGCUUCUGAAUUAAUAAAGGGAUUAACAAACCAGAUACAAAAUAUUCGCGAGACUAUAGACAUUGUUUUCGAAAAGGCAAAAAAGAUUUGUGAACAAUGUGGCAUUGAAGACAAUUUUCCUGAAAAGCGACGAAAGCGAGUAAAAAGACACGAUUUAAUUGAAAGUUCAGACUCCGGCUACGACAUUACUCAGCAACAAAGUUUCAAAAUUCAGAUAAAUGAAGCAAUAGAUACAAUCAUUUCUGAAUUAAAAUGGCGAUUCGAAAAACUACGCGACAUACAUAACUCUUUCGGUUUUUUGACCUUAAAACACAUUACUACAUAUUCGGUUGAAGAACUAAAAAAAUAUGCAGCUGAUUUGAGCAUCAAAUAUUCUGCAGAUAUAAAUGCGACAGAAUUUUGGUCCGAAAUAGAAACUUUGAAGAGUCAAGUUGAAGCGACUACAUUAUUUGAUAAUUGUGAAUGUCAGUCAAGUAUGGGUCUUCUCAAAGCUAUAGUGGAACUGGAUUUAAAGGAAAUGUUUCCCAAUAUAGUAGUCGUUUUAAAGAUAUUUUUAACGAUGCCAGUGACUGUAGCUUCUUGCGAGAGAUCGUUCAGUAAGCUCAAAUUAAUAAAAACGUAUCUGCGCUCGACGAUGGGUCAAGAAAGAUUGUCUGGCCUAGCAAUUUUGUCGAUUGAACGCGACAUAGCACGGCUCCUGUCAUAUGAAAAUGUAAUAAAGGACUUCGCAAUGAGAAAAGCGAGGAAAGUAAAUCUUUAAGUAAUCUUAAAGUAAGUACUCAUUUCUGUAUUUGAGCAACUAUUUUUGAAUAAACAAUUUUUAUCUUAAAGAAAUAUACUAAGUAGGUACUUACAUACUUUGGUUAACAAUAAAUAGAUAGAUUUAUUUGUAUGCACAUUUGUCAAUUUUAUUUUCAGAGCCUGGUUAGAGCAUUUUUCAGGGGCGCAGUUUUGAAAGCUCGCACUGGGUGCAUAAAAGGCUAGUUACGGCACUGCCUACGGUUCUCAUGCUCAAACGUUUCACUUCUGAAAAUGUUUAUAACAACAUCAAUGAUAGUGACCUCGAAGUCCUUAAUGUUUUCCCCAGUGAUGAAUUUUGAUACGAAUCAGUAUCUUCAUCGCAAACAGUCAUUAAAAGUCGAGAGCAUCCAUGACUAAUUGAUAUUCUUCUCUAUGUAUUUUUUUUUCCACUUAUGAUACGAAUAUAUGUGAUAAUUUCUAUAAAAAUGUUAUUUUGAAAAAAUAAAACUAAUAUUCUCCGUUAAAUAUAUUUUUAAUUCAUUUUAUUUUACUCGUUAUUAUGUAUAAUUCUAUUUCAAGGCGUAUGUUUCGGGAUUUAGAAUUAUAUAUUUUCGUGAUUUGAAUUUCGUGCUUCAGAAAGUAGGCGAGCAGGCGAGUGGGGGCAUUCAGGGGAUUUUUGGGGGGAAACUGAGCGACGCUAGGGGGAAGGCACGGAGACCGUCUGGCAACACUGGUUGAUAAGCUUAGAAGAGUGGGAGGGGUGGCGCACACGCAACGCUCCCCGCAGCCCCUGCCGCACCCCGCCCGCUUCGAUUAGUCUGCCUCAUGCUUUACACUCGUGUUUAGGCGGUUGGUUUGUGAGCUCGUGCCGUGAUUUUGUGUUUUUAUUAACGACGACCCGAUACUGUUUUACUGUGACCUGAUCCUGCUUUUCACCUGAUUGACCUUGGCUCGAAUACACUGACUACGAUUUGCUUGCUGGAUAUCAAAGUUUACCAAUCGGUAAGUACUUAAAUUGUUACUCACUAAGUUCAAAUCAUUGCGUACUACAUUGUUAUUGUAUUGAAUUUACCUAUUUCUUAUUAUUCCAUAAUAUAUACUAUUUAAUUUAAAACUGAUUUUAAUAUUUAAAGAAGUGUGACUAACCAAAUGCGGUAACAAUGUACUUGCAUAUUUUUUUUUUAACCAAUGCGUCUAAAUAUUGGGAGCUAUGUAAAAGAAAUAUUAAAUUAGUCCUUAAACUCUUUGAAACAUAUCCCUCGAUCGCAGGAAGAUCGUACUUCCUCUUAACAAGCGCAUGUGAAUAUGACGUCAUGCGCUAUGUUCUUGAAUUGGGCACGUGGUAAUUUUAUAACAACCUUAAUUAAUAGUUAUUUAUUGUUGUUAAUGUCAGGAUAAUAACCAUAGAGAAUUUUUAGAUAGAAACGCACAUUAUUUAAUAUAUUUCUCAGAUUGAAACUUGAUGGGUCUUACUUUUUACGUAUUUGUUAUUUUUCUGGAUCCGCGUUCACAUUUACGGCUCCCGGCCGCCAUUUUGUUUUAGUCUCUCUUAGUACUUCAAACUCACAGUGCCCGCCACGGAUCUUUGUGUUUGUGAAGUAAGCAGCAAAUAAAUGCGCAAUGAAUCAAUAACGGUACAAAUGGCGCUGGCGGGGAGCCGGCUAGAUACGGCCGCGCAGCGCAUACUCAUUCCGCAGCUAACUUCACAAUCAAAGAUCCGUGGCGAGCACUGUAUGUAUUUGAAAAAUAAUGCAAGGUAUCUGAAAGAAAGCCUGUGAGAUUUAGCAUUACAGUCCUAAACCUACUUUAUAAUAUGAUUAUAUAUCGUCAAACUAUCUUGUUGCAGGACAAUAUGGUGAGACCUAAGAAUGAAAGAAUUUGGAAACAUUUUAGAGAAACUGAAAACAAAUCUGCUACAUGCAGGUAUUGUGAGCAAAAAUACAAAGUGGCCACUUUGCAAAAAAUGGCUAGGCAUCUACAGAAAUGUCCACAGUGUCCUAUAAACUACAAAGAAGAAUUGAGGAACAGCUCUAUUUCGAACGAAGAAGUAUCUGAUCAAGCGAUUUUGCAAUCACAAAAUAAGGAAAAUCGGAUGCCUGAAUCUCAACCUAGUUUUUCAUCUGACAAUAGUGGGUCAUCAUUGGGUCAGCCACCAAGUUUGAACAAAGACCAGCUACAUUCAUUACUAGCUAAAGCAAUUUAUGUCUCAGGAACACCACUUUCAAUUGUCGAACACCCGCUAUGGAUAAGUUUUUUCAAUGCUCUUCAGCCGCUAUAUAAGUUGCCUACUAGAAAAGCUACUUCUACCUCAAUUUUGGAUAAAACUUAUAACGAAAUGCAUCGUGAAUUAAAAGAAAAUAUUAAAUCACAACCAUGUCUGCACUUAAUUUUGGAUGGUUGGUCAAAUUGCAGAAAUGAAGGUAUUAUAAAUUUGUUAAUUGCAAAACCAGAACCAGUUUUUGUGAAAAGCAUUGCAACAGCUGAAAAUCGACACACCAGUAAUUAUAUAUGUGAAAUAAUUUUAAAAGUGUUAUCAGAAUAUGGAGUAAACAAAUUUCUCACAUUAAUUGGAGACAACGCAAGUAAUAUGCAGAAAGCGUUUCGACUUGUUAAAGAUAUUCAUCCACAUGUAACUUAUCUCAACUGCGCAGCUCAUACUUUACACUUGCUCUGCAAAAGUAUAACAAAAAUUGAAGUCAUAAAUGCUUGCAAAAAUAUGACAGUGAAUAUGGUAAAAACUAUAAAACGAAGUCAAGUUUUGACAUCGUUAUUAGCGCAAAUAGUAAAAGAAAAAAAAUACGGUGAAUCUUUAAAGUUACCAUGCGAUACUCGAUGGGGUAGUUAUCAUGCAUGUUUCAAAAGUGUAGAAAACACAAAAGUUGCUUUGCAGACUUUAGCUGUACAUGAAAGAGCUAUACUUCUACCCUCGGAAGAAAAAUCUUCAUUAUUAGAUGAAAACUUUUGGAAGAUUGUUCAGCAAUGUAAACUAAUUUUAGAACCAAUGUCGGACGCAAUAUUUCAGCUGGAAGGAAAUGAAAAUAAUAUACAAAAAGUGUUUUUGAAAUUGAAAGACAUGAAGUCAAAGUUACUCUUCAGUUUACCAGACAUAACAAUAAUAGAAAAUAAAGAUGAAAUUUUAAAGAAUGUCGACGAAAGAAUAAAAAUGUGCCUUAAGCCUAUCCAUUUUGCGGCUUACUUAUUAGACCCUCUACAUCAGGGAUCUGAACUUGAUGAAAAUCAAGAACUCGAUGCCAUGGAAUUCAUUUGUGAAGUGGGACAAUCCAUCGGCUUAAAUGUAAAAGAAAACCUGGCCUCUUACCGAGCAAGAGAUGGUUUUUGGAGGCGAGCAUUUCUCUGGGAUGGCAUAAACAACAUAUCUGCAAUAACUUGGUGGAAAGGAAUGUGCGGAUUUUCGGCAUUAAGUAAAGUUGCCGUUAGAAUUCUUACAGCACCUUGCACUUCCGCGGCUGUAGAGCGUUCAUUUAGUGCUCACAGCAAUAUACACAAUAAAAAGCGAAAUAGACUCAAAACAGAAAGAGCAGAAAAAUUAACAUUUUUGACAUACAAUUGGAACUUGUUGCACAAACAUGUGGAAGAUUCCAGUGAUAAUGCUGAAGAUUGCAUGACUGAGUUACCGUCAUCAACGUUUAGUACACCGCGCGCUGCUAGCCCUCAGCCAUCUACGUCCGGAAUUAGUAACGUUGAAUUUCUAGAUUGCGAUAGACUAUCUACUGACAGUGAUGAUGAAUUAAUUAUGAUUUUUAAAAAUAAAUGUUCUUUUUUGCAUUCAGAUUUUCAUUUUACAUCCCAACUUCAAAUACAAAUUCUCAAUAUCAAAAUAAAAUACUUUUUUUAUUUUCACCCACUAAAAUGUGUGAUAAUGGGUUAUAACCCAAACAACCCAGUUAUAACCCGAUCGGGUCAAAUGGGUUAUAACCCACUACCCAUCUCUACUCCCACACGGACACUCCUCUUGCAUAACUAUUUCAUUUUUUCUUUCUUUUCACAGGCCUAAAAUACAGAAAAAGUGGCGCAAUUUAAGAGAUACCUUUAAAAGAGAGCUUUUAUUACAGAAAAAAAAAUUAAUCGGGUCAGGUGGCUCGCAAAAAGAAGAAAUAUUUGUAUUUCGACGCACUAUCUUUUUUAGCCACUACUACAAUUCAACGCGAAUCUAGUGGGAAUAUUACAAUUGAAGUAGUGGGAAUAUUACAUUAGCUAACCAACGACUUGCCACUAUAUUGAGAAAAAAAAAACAAAUGCUCGUGAGAACACCGAUUGUGAAGAAGAAUUAUUAAAUAUUUUACAAAUGAAGAUGUGAGCUUAUCUGAAAUGAUAAUACCAAUGUUGAAAAAUCUUAACAUUGAUCAAAAACAUUACGCAAAAGUACAAAUAUUGAACAUUCUUAAUAAAGCUCGAUAUUUUGUUCCUCCACCUAUGCAACCAACUACUCAGCUAUUGUUACCUAUCUCACAAAUAAACUAUCUUCCAUCGCAAGUAGAAUUUUUACAACCUCGGUAACAAACAACAAGAUACUCAGCUCAGUCUUCUAAAACUAUAAUUGCACCAACAUCGAAUAUAAUCCUAAAAAAACCUAUAGAGCCCCAGCCAUCAACCAGUUCUCGCGCUAAUUAUUUAGAACAGUUUACAAUGUAUCUGUCGGAUUCUAAUACAUCGGAAUCGGAAGAGUUGUUAUGACCUAGGAGGAUAUUAUGAUUCACACGCUUAAAUGUGUAAAAUUUACAUGGUUAACUUGCUUUUGUAAAAUUAUUGGACACUAAGUAAAUUGAUUGAUACAAAACGUUUUUAUUUACUUACCUUAGUGCCACCGACAGCCUCUCUUCAGGAGAUAUAGCAUUUCGCCAUGACGUGUUGCUGUACUGAAGAAAAGGACCAACGUUAUGUAAAAGGUUAUCAAAAAUCGGCGGCGCGCCGCCGCCGCCGCCGCCGCCAUCUUGAUUCGGCGUGGGUCGCAUGACGCGACGCGACACGAUCUAGUCGAGUUUGUGUGUUCGGUAGAAGACAACGUAAACGCAAUUUUUCGUGUUCCUCAAAAUGGCAGCGGCAAGCGACGCCGUGGAUAAAAGUUCUUUAAAUAAGAUAAAUAUCGAAAACUUUACUGUGCGUGCGUUAUACGAUGCACGAAGGCGAAACAGUUUUGGGUGGAAACAUUUCGGAAACCUAACUUUACAAAAAGAAAAUAAAAAAAAGUGAUUGUUCUGGAGGAACAAGUGUUUUGUAAUGUUUGCUUGUCAGAAGCAAAGUCUGAAAACGUUACAAUAUCGUUCGGAUCGUAAGUGAAACAUUUAUAUUAUCAUUUUACUUAACAUUUAUAUUUAAUUACUAAUUUUAUUAAAUAGGUAUGUUUUGUGAAGUUUCUAAAUAAAGCGUGUUUUUUUUUAUUUUAUUUUUUAAACAAAACUUAAGUCUUACAGUAAAAGUGUGAGCACUGGAAACCUAAUUCGUCAUCUUCGCGAUGACCAUGGUCUACGAGAGGAAGGUAUAAGUGCUAAACAGACCAUACAAAAUUUUUUUACUACCAGACCACGAGGGCCACAACCUUCAACAUCAAGCCACCAGAAUAUUAUCAUCGGAAUCGUCAUCUAAUGACAAGUGGUACUUAGCGCGAGAUUUGGCUCUCUGGUUUUGUCGCUCAUUAAUGCCAUUUAAUUCAAUAUCAGAUGAAGGAAUGCAGGACUUUUUCAUGGUACGUACGUGUCGAAUGCAGAUAACUUAAAAUAAAGGUGUUUCUUUUAUUUAUCCAAAGAGUUGAUUUCAAUAAUUCAAGUUACUUACUAACCUACCUUUUUAGAAAUCCAAGGUAAUUGGUAACACGGCAGAUUUACCAUCUCGAUUCCCAAUAUCUGGAACAGCUUUAGACGAUGUAUUUGAAAGCUGUUUAUCACAUGUUAAGAAGACGAUUCAAUUGGAUGCUUCAUGCUGUGGAGCAAUUACCUUUGAUUUGUGGAGCGAUCAAUAUCCCAGGCAAAAUUAUAUUACUUUGACAUACCAUUAUUUGACAGAAGGUAUAUUUUCCUAUUCUUUUUUCUCUUGUUAUUCUGACAUAAUUAAUAAGCCUUGCAGCCUAAGGCUAGAGGAAAUUCGACACGGCCGUCAGGGCCGCGGUAGCAUAAUGGUCAGUGCAUUCGCCCGGAUAGCGAAGGGUGCGGAUUCGAGUCCCGUCUGCUGCCUGGUCCGUUUGGAUUUUGUUGUAGUAAACUUUUCUUUAGAUAAUUAAUUAUUUUGAAUUUUUCAACUUUUAAAUACACAAUAAAUUAUUUCCAAAGCCAGUAUAGUAGGUAGACUUCAAUGUUAUAAGGUUUUUUUUACAGAUUUUCAACUCAAGUAUUUCACGUUAUUAACGGCUUUAAUAACCGGGAAAAAAACUGGCCAAAAAAUUGGUGAUAUGAUUGCUGAUGUAAGAAAUGACUAUGGGUUGCUUGAUAAAACUAUUUUCGCUGUCACGGAUGCCGGAGCAAACGUUAAACGUGCAGUCAAUUUGGCUUCCCUCAACAGUCACCUCUGCUUGGGCCAUGGACUUCACAACUUGGUAAAUGUAGAUGGAAUAAAUUCGACCCCCCAAGUGAGGGCACUGGUUACAAAGUGCAAAAAGAUAGUAAAGAAGCUACGAUAUAGAUUACCAGAAUUAGAAGCUGAAGCUGAUAAGGAACAGUGAAAAAUGAUUAUCCUACUAGAAAAAAACAGGAGAAGAUUUGGAAAACGACGAGAGAGAUCCAAUCCUCGAUGUUAUUGUGGAAGAUUAUGAUUGGGUAGAU
Messenger RNA from Chilo suppressalis (striped riceborer), 13944 nucleotides. NCBI's taxonomy places the organism in Eukaryota, Metazoa, Arthropoda, Insecta, Lepidoptera, Crambidae. The record is from the annotation of a GenBank genome assembly.